ACGAUGGAUCAAGGAAAUAAUUCUGUCAUAACAGAAUUCAUCCUUCUGGGAUUCACACGUGAUCCAAAAAUGCAGCUCCCUCUAUUUAUGGUCUUCCUACUGAUUUAUGUCAUCACUGUAAUCUGGAACGUGGGGAUGAUUGUCUUAAUUUGCGUUGAACCUCAGCUUCACAACCCCAUGUACUUUUUCCUGGCCAACCUCUCUUUUGCUGACCUCUGCUACUCCUCAGCCAUUGCUCCCAAAAUGCUGGCUGACCUCUUAGUUGAGACCAAAAGGAUUUCAUUCAAUGCCUGUGCUAUACAGCUAUAUAUACUUUCCUUUUUUGUAGAUGUUGAUUGCCUUUUGCUGGCUUUGAUGGCCUAUGACAGGUACAUGGCCAUCUGCAACCCCCUUCACUACUCAGUCCUUAUGUCCAAAAGAGUCUGCGGGCGGCUGAUGGCUAUGGCUUACUUCAUAGGCAUUGUGGAUGCAAUGAUACACACUUGCUGUACAUUCCAACUACCAUUCUGCAAGUCUAAUAUCAUCAAUCACUUCUUCUGUGACGAGCCUCCUCUUCUGUUGCUCUCUUGCUCUGACACAUACAAAAAUGAGCUUAUGGUAUUUAUCUUCUUUGGCUGCAUUUUAGCCAGCAGCCUUGGCAUGGUUCUUGUUUCCUACAUCUACAUCUUGGGCACGAUCGUGAGAAUGCGCUCUGCUGAAGGCAGACGCAAAGCCUUUUCUACCUGCGCCUCCCACCUUACGGCCGUUGGGAUAUUCCAUGGGACGAUGCUCUUCGUGUAUUUUCGGCCCAGUUCCAGCUAUUCCUUGGACCAAGACAAAUGGGCCUCGGUGUUCUAUACGGUAGUGAUCCCCAUGCUCAAUCCUCUGAUCUACAGUCUGAGGAACAAGGAUGUGAAGGAUGCCCUGACAAAGGCACUUCACUCCCUGCCACUGAGUAUCUCAGAGUAA
Zootoca vivipara (common lizard) is the source of this 948-nucleotide messenger RNA. Its product is annotated as olfactory receptor 5AR1-like. The record is from RefSeq and is a predicted model, not a curated record. Gene Ontology annotation, cellular component: membrane. Gene Ontology annotation, molecular function: olfactory receptor activity; G protein-coupled receptor activity. NCBI's taxonomy places the organism in Eukaryota, Metazoa, Chordata, Lepidosauria, Squamata, Lacertidae. Gene Ontology annotation, biological process: G protein-coupled receptor signaling pathway.